Molecule: messenger RNA, 2552 nt
Organism: Topomyia yanbarensis
Lineage: Eukaryota; Metazoa; Arthropoda; Insecta; Diptera; Culicidae
Product: transcription factor grauzone-like
Exons: 4
Coding region: 167-2161 (664 amino acids)
Biological process (GO): regulation of transcription by RNA polymerase II
Cellular component (GO): nucleus
Molecular function (GO): zinc ion binding; DNA-binding transcription factor activity, RNA polymerase II-specific; RNA polymerase II transcription regulatory region sequence-specific DNA binding
Source: RefSeq, a predicted model, not a curated record
UCAUGAGGUGACACUUGUGUCUGUCCUAAGAGAAAUCGGGUUCGAUUGUAAACAGUGUGCAAAAAUCAUAACAGGGAAAGUUGUACUUACACAGGAAUUGCAAUCUAGUUUAAUUAGGACAGGAUAACGGUACUUUAUUGAAGGAUAGAGGUGCUAGGGUUUCACGAUGGAAGGUAACUUAGUUUGCCGGUUAUGCUUAUACAACAAUGAAGAUAUUUUGCCGAUAUUUGGCGAUCGUCAGCGGGAAGCUAAGCUGCAAGAGAAAUUACAGCAAUAUUUGAAUCUUGAGGUGAAGGAAGAUGAUUGUCUUCCAAAACUAAUAUGUUUGAAAUGUUUUCAAACCGUAGAAAAUUUUCAUGUGUUCUUCCAAGAGGUUGCGCAGAACCAAACGGUUUUUGCCUACAGUAGCCAACCGGGAAUGAUAGUGAUUAGCGAUCAGAGCUCACACACAACCUACAUCCUCCGUGAGGAGGAAGUGAUUGGACAAUCCUGCAUUGAGUUGAACGACGGCAGUUCGUCCGUAAAGAUUUCAGGUCUAAGUGCUCAAAGCAGCAUUCAGUUUCACAAACCUUCUGAUUCCGGUCAAAGCGAAAAUGCUACAGCGACAAAGUUGACUCUACUACAGUUACCUAGUCAGCUAACGACGACUGUGAUUAGCACUAUAGACGCUAGUGGUACUAGAGUUAUACUGCCUGUAAGCAGCGACACUGGGGGCGACGAUACACCUAACGAUAUUACUUCGGAUUUACCCACCUACGAUGAAGCACAGAAAAAUAAAGAGAUGCAGGCGAUUGCCGUAGUGGAAGAGGGUGUCAGGCAGGAAAGUUUGAUGACAGUCGCUGGGUUGGAUGUAACCGAGCAAGAGAUUGGUGUUGAUGCUAAUUACGUUGAAACUCAGGAAGAGAAACCGCUCGAAGAGAACAACCAGGACUAUGAAGAGGAAGACGACGAUGAGGUGGACGAUGAUGACGAAGAGUUUACCACCCAACUGGAAAACGAGACAGAAGAACCCUCCGAGUCGCGCGAUGGAGUCGAGGAGAAGAAACCAAACGAUUACGGUGCAUUUCCGAACAAACUAAUCCAUGAAAAUAAAUUGACUAUAAAGGGAAAGCAACUGUCCAGUCUGAUGGCAAAAUUCUAUGAUGUUAGUUGUGAGCUUUGCCUGGAGGUCCUUAACGAACGGUUAGAGUUUCAGGACAUGGAUGCAUACGUCGCGCAUUUCCAAGAUGCUCACAAUGUUAAGGGUCACGUUUGGUGCUGUAGUCAGAAAAUCACCAAACCACGUAUGAUGGCAAUGCACAUGGCGAGACACCUGCAACCGGAAGCUUUUAAGUGUCCUGAGUGUGGCAAGCUGAUGACCACCCCAAAAAUCCUCCAGUAUCACAUACAGAACCACCGACCCGAGGAGGAACGACCGCUGCAGUGUCUCAUCUGUCCGCGACGAUUUACUUACGGUAGUGCUCUGAUGUCACAUUGCCAGUCACACCUUCCGGAAGGGGAACGAACGCAGCAUGUGUGCGACGAGUGUGGCAAACGUUUCAGCAUGGCGAAGCGAUUAGCGGACCACAUUCAAACGGUGCAUUGUAAGUCAGAUCAACAACACGCGUACGUUUGUCACAUUUGUGCAAAACAGUUCACAUCCAAGAGUAAUUUGGGCUAUCAUCUGACCACUCAUCAACCCAAAAUUCAUCAAGUGCAAUGUGAUCAGUGCCAGAAGUGGCUCAAGAACAAACUGUGUCUGCGAAAGCACAUGGUCCAGCAUUCGAUGGUACGACACAAGUGCAAUCUGUGCGAAUACUCGGCCGCUAAUAUGCAAUGCCUGCGGAAUCACAUGCGAGUACAGCAUACCGAUCUGAAGCCGUUUGCCUGUGAUGUGUGUGGAAAGGAGUUCAAGUUGAAAAACACGCUGGUUAAUCAUCACGUCCAGCACACUGGAUUGAAGAAAUUUAGCUGUGAGUUCUGCAUGCGAACUUUUGCCUCUAGUGGCAAUUACUACGCCCAUCGGAAGCGAAUGCAUCCGCAAGAGUUAGCCGUGCAAAAGAUGCGGAAGGAGGCGGAAGAGAAGUAUGUUACUUUUGGUUAUCUAUAUUUAUUUACGAAAUACAUUCUCAAAUCUUACAGUGAGUUUCGCACAAAAUCACUUCUCGUUGAGCCCAAAUGAAGCACAGACAGCUUGAGCUGUAGGUAGAAGGUAUUAUUUCUCUAUGAUUUAUGAUCAACAGACUGUGUUUUUAUCGUGAUUAAUAUAUUCUAACUCAUCGCUGAACGGAGAUUUAGAUUUCUCGAAUACACAUGUUCGUCGAAUGUCGCAAUGUGUUUUUGAAAGGGCAAAAAUAAUGCCACUAAGUUAUUUUACGAUGUAUUAUGAAGAAUGGAUGGUUUAUUCUGUCUUCUCCUCUUUGAAUUUACCACCGUAGAAUGGGAUGUACGUGACGAUCACUCUCCAGUCGGUGAGGUAAAGUCCAAAAAGAGAGGCGGUUGCACCGAAUCCCAUCGCUGACGAGAGCCUAAAAUAAAUUGAAAAGUAUUGUUGAGCGAAUUUGGCCAUCUUA